Messenger RNA from Parastagonospora nodorum SN15, 933 nucleotides. RefSeq lists its product as hypothetical. The record is from RefSeq and is a predicted model, not a curated record. NCBI's taxonomy places the organism in Eukaryota, Fungi, Ascomycota, Dothideomycetes, Pleosporales, Phaeosphaeriaceae. The transcript is spliced from 4 exons. Bases 1 to 933 code for a protein of 310 amino acids.
AUGUGCUCAAUCACCCAGCGGGAUUGUAUGGAACGGGAUUCCGCCGCCGAUUUCCGCAAGUGUGGUGUCGUUGGUGAAGACAACAUGAACUACAACUACUUCAACUACUUCAACUACUUCAAUUACUUCAACUACUUCAACUACUUCAACUACGACAACAACCACAAAGAUGAGAAGCACAUCUUCGCCUCGCCGGCCAAUAACAAGUUGCGGGCGCUGCAAGAUCUCGCGCAGAUCUCCUACAUCGACGUGAUCGUCGGAGACUGGAUGAGCGAAGCCAACAUGACGGUCCGAGGCAUCGAAUGGGCCGAGAUCAAGGCACGCAAAGCGGCGGGACGAGACGAAACAGGCGUCGCAAAUGCGGGCCAAUAUCUCAGCAACACGCAAGACGCAUUCGACCCGUAUUUCUUGACCCAACUUGAACCAGCACUCCCCCAUCUAGCCGCCAAUGCAACUAAACUAGCCUGUAAUGCUGGCGGUAGUAAUCCUGCUGGUCUCGCAAAGGCGGUCCGCAAAGUCGUCGAGGGGCUGGGGCUACGACUCAACGUAGCGUGGAUUGAGGGUGACGACGUCACGGACACGGUCUUUGGUUUGCAAAAACAAGGAGAGAGCUUUCCAAGCCUCUUGGACGGAAAGCCCUUGUCUGAGUGGGACUGUGAGCCUAUAUGCGCGCAGUGCUAUCUAGGCGGGACAGGAAUUGCUUAUGCGUUUGAGCACGGGGCUGACAUUGUCAUCUGUGGACGUAUUGCAGAUGCAUCGGCAUGUGUCGGCGCGUAUCUUGGGGAGCAAUGCACGGACCUUGGGUGUCCGAUUGCAUCAAUAGAUGCUCAAGGUGACGUAGAGCUGAAACUUGAAGACGGCAAAGACGGAGAGAUCUCAUUUGGAACAAUUGCUACACAACUUGUGUAUGAGAUUCAGGGACCGCUCUACUAA